Molecule: messenger RNA, 495 nt
Organism: Cuscuta europaea
Lineage: Eukaryota; Viridiplantae; Streptophyta; Magnoliopsida; Solanales; Convolvulaceae
Source: the annotation of a GenBank genome assembly
GCAAUUUCUGAGCAUCAAGCGGCGGUGGCUGGGGGCUCUCUGAUCAAAUUGCCUUUCACAACAAUUUUUGAAUAUCUACAGAUGAUGCAGCUUAUUGUUGUGUUGCUCAGAUACGUUGGUCCAAAUGCUAUGCUUUAUCUUGCUGCUGCAGUUUCUGACUUUUAUGUCCCUUGGGAAAGCUUGAGAGACCAUAAGAUCCAGUCUGGAGCUGGUCCUUUGGACAUGCAGCUUGAUCAGGUGCCAAGGAUGCUCUCAUUGCUCAGUAGUGAAUGGGCACCUUUGGCUUUCUGCUUAUCAUUUAAGCUGGAAACUGAUAAAGAUAUCCUCUUGGAUAAGGCUGAAUUGGCUCUGAAAAAGUAUGGAAUGCAUAUGGUUGUAGCUAAUGAGCUCUUAACCCGCAAAGAGGAAGUCAUUGUUGUUGCACCCAAUGAACAGAUUACUGUUACGAGGGAUAAAUUGCAAGCCAGGGCUGAUGUAGAAAAACCUUUGAUCAAG